AGAGAUAAAAAUGCUGAUUUUAUUGAGCAUUGAGACCUCUAGUUGAAUAACCCCAGUAGGCUUUUUAGUACUCGAGAUGUCAACAACUGGGCCACUGUGCACAUUUUCUUCAUUAACUAGAAGUUAUUUUGAAAUCAACACACUAACUACAGAUAAUGUCUGUUUUCAACUUUACUAUAAAUGGAGUUCAACGCUUUUCAUCAUUUCAAGUAUUCUGGUGACAACCAAGCAAUUCUUUGGGUCCCCUCUUCAAUGUGAUGCAGGACAUGCUAGUGCUAUGGUGGAUAAGGAUGUUCUAGAGGCAUAUUGUUGGAUGUAUUCAACCUUCAGUAUCCCUCUGGAAUAUCAGGGACAAUGCUCUGCCGGAGAACUGGAGGAAACAGACAAUAAUCUGGUUUAUAAUUCAUACUAUCAGUGGGUUCCACUGUAUCUGAUCUCUAUGUCUCUACUCUUCUAUCUACCAAGAAUUUUAUGGCUUUCAAUGGAGGGAGGACUGAUGAAAUUUUUCGGCAAAGGAAGUCGGUUCAGUUUGGUAAAAGACCAUGAUGAGGAGAAAGAAAUGUUGAUCAACUAUUUCCAACAACAUGUUAGAAACAGAUCAGAUGUUUAUUUCUACGGGUUUGUUGCUUGUGAAGUAACAAAUCUCUGUGUCGUCUUUGCGUUCUUUUUCUUCACUCAUUCAUUCCUAAACUACAGGUUCCUAGGUUUUGGACUGCAGGUUCUAGAAUACUAUAGGCUGCCAGCAGAGGAACAAAUGGUUUCUUGGAUUAAGAACCCCUUAUGUAAAACCUUUCCAAGAGUGGCGAGCUGUGAUUAUUUUAGAUACGGGCCGGGAGGAGGUCCUGAGAAGAUUAAUUCAAUUUGUAUUCUCUCCUUAAAUAUUAUUAAUGAUAAGGCAUUUAUAUCUUUAAAUGACACUAUUUCAAAUUUCCAACUCCUAUUUGUCACAUUUGGAAUUGAUGUCUUUAUGGACAAAGGUUGUCGGAUCCAUCUUUAA
Molecule: messenger RNA, 997 nt
Organism: Eurytemora carolleeae
Lineage: Eukaryota; Metazoa; Arthropoda; Copepoda; Calanoida; Temoridae
Product: innexin inx2
Exons: 14
Coding region: 77-997 (306 amino acids)
Cellular component (GO): gap junction; plasma membrane
Molecular function (GO): gap junction channel activity
Source: RefSeq, a predicted model, not a curated record